This is a messenger RNA of Cucumis sativus (cucumber), 6148 nucleotides long. RefSeq names its product DDT domain-containing protein PTM. The transcript has 9 exons. Lineage: Eukaryota; Viridiplantae; Streptophyta; Magnoliopsida; Cucurbitales; Cucurbitaceae. Bases 414 to 5573 code for a protein of 1719 amino acids. The record is from RefSeq and is a predicted model, not a curated record.
UUAUAUCUUUUGGGUGGUCUCCUUACCUCCCCCUCUCUCUUCUCUCGAGAGGUCCCAGAGCCAUUAUCAAUGGCGGUUAUGAAACCCUAGCAACAUUCCUCUUCUUGCUUCAUCGUUAGCUAUUAAUCAACCACUUCAUCUAUUACCGCAUUUCUUCUUUUCAGAAACGUAACCAUUGAAAAAUCUGAAUUCAAUUCAUCGAACCUCGGAACUUCUCGAAUCUCCUCAAGCCACUUAUUGUUCGUUCGUCGAAUCUGAUUUUGUUCCAUGUUUUGCACGAAUUUCUACAUUCAUAGGGGUUGAAUGCCUCUCCAAUGCUAUAUUAUAGUUAGAGUCAGUUUGAAACCCUAGAUUUUGCUUUGAGAAGUGUCUGGAUUUAGGUUUCUGCUUUCAUUUUUUUGGUUGAUACUUCAAUGGAACCUCCUCCGGUUGUUAGAUCGAGAGGUCGACCGAGGAAAAGGAGGAAUAAUGACCUUCAAGAUGGUAACGACGAUGCGAAAUCGGCUCUUGAAUCGUGUAAGCGGCGCCCUGUGGCCUUGUUGGGACGAUAUCUGCUGAAAGAGUUCAAUGGGAGUGGAAAGUAUCUUGGAAAAGUAGUAUAUUACGAGGAAGGACUGUAUAGAGUAGUUUACGAGGAUGGCGAUAGUGAGGAUUUAGAGAGUGGAGAAAUUCGUGGGUUGUUAAUUGGGGAUUCUUAUCUUGACGAUGGAUUGAGUAAGAGAAAGAAGCGUUUGGAUGAUUUGGCAGAUAGGAUUAAGGCGAAGUGUGCAAACGGGAUGGGGAAGAACUCUACGGACACCUCUGACAAAUUGGAUCCAGUUGCAUCGGUACCCAGCAAGGUAAGCAGUGAGCAUAUAAUGCAAAAUGAUGCUGAAGAAGUUGAAGCUGACGUUGAAUCUUCUAGUGAUUCACUUGAGUCUGUUAGGGACCGGGAUUCUGAAUUUGGAGAUGAAAAUCUACUUAUCCCACCACCAGAGUUUCCUCCAUCUUCUGGAACCAUUGGGAUCCAAGAGCAACACGUUUCACACCUUUUAUCUGUCUAUGGUUUCCUGCGAUCAUUUAGUGUCCGCUUAUUCCUGUUUCCAUUCAGUUUGGACGACUUCGUGGGGUCACUUAAUUGUGGUGUAGCGAAUACCUUGUUGGAUUCCAUUCAUGUUGCUCUGAUGCGCGCCUUACGCCGGCAUCUUGAAGUUCUUUCUUCAGAUGGCUUAGAAAUCGCAUCAAAAUGCUUGAGGCACUUCAAUUGGAACCUGCUAGAUUCACUCACAUGGCCUGUUUAUUUGGUCCAAUACUUAACUGUUAUGGGACAUGCAAAAGGUCUGGAAUGGAAUGGUUUUUACAAGCAUGCUCUAGGUAAUGAGUAUUACUCCAUCCCUGCUGGUCGAAAGCUUUUGGUUCUACAAAUUCUUUGUGAUGAAGUAUUAGAAUCUGGGGAGCUUAGAGCAGAAAUUGAUGCUCGUGAGAUAUCUGAAGUUGGACUGGAUUAUGAUGCUGGAGCUACAUGUCUGUCUGAAAAUGGGCCUAGAAGGGUUCAUCCCAGGUACCCCAAAACUUCUGCUUGCAAGGAUGGGGAAGCUAUGGAGAUAAUUGUAUUGAAUAAUGGGACGAAGUCUUAUUCAGACCAAAAUUUUUCGGGUUUAAAAGGUGGUAGUAACGGUGACUUGGAUGUGACUGCUGUUGAUGCGAACAGAAAUAGCGAUGAGUGUCGACUCUGUGGGAUGGAUGGGAGUUUGCUUUGUUGUGAUGGGUGCCCAUCAGCAUACCAUUUGAGAUGUAUAGGCAUGGUGAAGGUACUUAUACCUCAAGGGCCAUGGUAUUGUCCUGAAUGCAGUAUAAAUAAGAGUGAGCCAACUAUAACAAAGGGGUCAGCACUUAGAGGAGCAGAAGUUUUUGGCAUCGAUCCAUAUGAGCACAUUUUCUUGGGUAGUUGCAACCACUUGGUGGUGCUCAAGUCUUCCAUAAACUCUGAACCAUGUCUCAAAUAUUAUAAUCGAAAUGACAUUCUAAAAGUACUUCAUCUUCUUUGUUCUUCUUCUCAAUCUAUUGCUAUAUAUUAUGGCAUCUGUAAGGCCAUUAUGCAAUAUUGGGACAUCCCAGAAAAUCUCCUAGUUCUUCCUGAAGCAAGUGGUAUGGAUGUAGUUCCUGCCGAUUUAAGGGAAGAUACCAACUUAUAUGCUCAAUCAAAUCCUUCUGGUGAAGAACGUAAGGAACUUGAUAUGAUUGAGAACGGAAAUGACCCAGCUACGUGCAAGAGUGAAGUAAACAAUAAGUUGGGUACCUUGCAUGUGGAGACUUCACAGGAUCCACUUUCUCAUCCGACUGAUCGUGGAACAAUGCCACCUGAGUGUGUAGGAAAAAGUGUGCUAUCUAAUGGAUUUAACGUGGACUCUCUUACUUCUAAUAUUAGCAGGCCAAAUAAUUUAACUGACAUUGCUUGCCCAAAUAUGGUUGAUAUUUCGAGCACAACAGACCUUUCAAGUUCUUCAGGAAAUAAAUCCUUUAGUCAUAUUAGGAAUGCUAAUGCCUCUAUUUCAUUGAAUCUAUCCCGUCAAAGCCAAAACGGUGGUCUUUUGAGUCAUGGAAAAGUGAAGGGUGAUAUCAAGUCAACUAGUAGUUGUGCUUACAUGGGCUCCCAAUAUAAGCCUCAGGCAUUUGUAAAUCACUAUGCCCAUGGAGAAUUUGCUGCAUCAGCUGCUCAUAAACUGGAUGUUCUAACAUCAGAAGAAACUCGGGUUACGGGAAUCAAUGCAUCUGAUAAGAGAAAUAGUUCUACUGCAUCGUAUGCUUUAUUGCAAGCAAAGGCUUUUUCACAAUCAGCCUCACGCUUCUUCUGGCCAACGUUUGACAAGAAGCUCAUGGAGGUACCAAGGGAGAGGUGUGGUUGGUGUCUUUCAUGUAGAGCCACUGUCUUAAGCAAGAAAGGAUGUUUGUUGAAUCACGCUGCAUUGACUGCUACCAGAAGUGCUAUGAAAAUCCUUUCUAGCCUCCGUGUUGGGAAGAAUGGAGAAGGAAAUCUACCUUGCAUAGCUGUGUACAUUCUGUAUAUGGAGGAGAGUUUAAGGGGUCUUGUUGGAGGUCCAUUCUUGAAUGCAAGCUACAGAAAAAAAUGGCGUCAUCAAUUAGAAUCAACUUUGAGUUGCAGUUUAAUCAAAAUUCUCUUGCUUGAACUUGAAGAAAACAUUCGUUGUAUUGCUCUUUCUGGUAACUGGUUUAAGCUCGUAGAUGAAUGGUUUUUAGAAACUUCAAUGAUUCAAAAUGCUCCGAGUGCUGUUGGUACAACAGUUCACAAGCGUGGGCCUGGGAGGAGAGGUAGGAAACAGUCUGUAUCUGAAGUUCCUUCUCAUGAUCGGUCCAAUGCCAAUUUUGUAUGGUUUCGAGGGGGGAUAUCGAAACUUGUAUUCCAGAGAGCAGCAUUGCCUCAAUUUAUUGUUGCUAAAGCCGCUCGUCAAGGUGGCUCAAGGAAGAUUGCUGGUAUACACUACACUGAUGGUUCCGAGAUUCCUAGAAGGAGCAGACAGCUUGUAUGGAGAGCUGCUGUUGAAGCGAGUAAGAAUGCAUCUCAACUUGCUCUUCAGUUGAGGAACCUAGACUUUCAUUUGAGAUGGAAUGAUCUGGUCCGGCCGGAACAAACCUUUCAGGAUAUGAAAGGUCAAGAGACUGAAGCUUCUGUUUUCCGUAAUGCUAGUAUUAGUGAUAAGAAAGUUGUAGAAAACAAAAUUACUUAUGGAGUUGCCUUUGGGAGUCAAAAGCAUCUUCCUUCUCGUGUUAUGAAGAAUGUCAUUGAAAUAGAACAGAAGCAAGAUGGAAAAGUUGCAUAUUGGUUUUCCGAAAACUGCAUCCCUUUAUAUCUGGUCAAAGAGUAUGAGGAAGGUUCUCUUCAAGUUAAUGUGUCACCACCCAAGGUGUACCAAAAUAUUCCGUACCAUUCACGAAGAAGAUGGGUGAAAUCCUACCAGAGAGAGAUAUUUUUCUAUCUCACAUGCAGAAGAGACAAUAUGGGCUUGUUGUCUUGUUCAUCGUGUCAAAUGGAGGUUCUUAUUAGGAAUGCAGUGAAGUGCAGCUUAUGCCGAGGCUAUUGUCAUGUGAGUUGUAUCGUGAGAUCAACAAUUUCUGCUACCGAGGAUGUUGUAGGCCCAAUCACAUGCAAUCAGUGUUGCCAUCUCAAAGCUCUUAAUCACAGUGGAAACAGUACUGAAUCCCCAACAAGUCCAUUACCUUUGCAAGGCAAAGGACAUCGAAGUUCGUCAACUGUACGCAAGAGUGUAAAGCCUAAAGGAUCUAACCAACUGCCAGUUACUCCUGUAAUCAAGUUGGACACCCGAACUGAGAAGAAACAAGCUACUUCUGUAAUCAAGCUGGACACUCGAUCUGAGAAGAAACAAGCUACUUCUGUAAUCAAGCUGGACACUCGAUCUGAGAAGAAACAAGCUACUACUCGUGAUUCUGGUUCGGCUCCAAAGAGCCAGAGGAGGAAUUGUUCCUGGGGUAUUAUAUGGAAGAAGAAGAGUGAUGAAGAUACCAUUGCCAAUUUCAGGCACAAUUAUCUUCUUUUAAAAGGCGGCGGAGAAUUACAUCAUAAGGAACCCGUUUGCCAUUUAUGCAGUAAGCCAUAUAGGUCCGAUUUAAUGUACAUCUGCUGUGAGGCUUGCAAAAAUUGGUACCAUGCGGAUGCCGUUGCACUAGAGGAAUCGAAAAUCUUCGAAGUUAUGGGCUUCAAGUGUUGUAGGUGUCGUAGGAUUAAAUCACCCGAAUGUCCUUACAUGGAUCCUAAACCUGAGAAACAAGAUGGGGGCAAGAAAACUCGUGCAAAGUUGUCAAAGCAAGAAAAUUCAGCGGUGGAAUGUAAUGAUUUGAUAACUGUUUCUGAUUCUACGAAGCUUGAGACAAGUAGUACUAUGCAGCCUAAGGAAGAAGAAGAUCCCUUCAUUUUCUCUCUUUCGAGAGUUGAGUUAAUUACAGAACCCAAUUCUGGAUUAGAUGACGAGUGGAAUGGAGCCGCUGCAGCUGGACAAGCAGCACCGCAGAAGCUACCCAUUAGAAGGCAGACAAAACCAGAAGACGAUUUGGAUGGUUUUUUGGAACCAUCCUUCUCUAUCCCUCACGAAACAGAUACACUUUUGAAGCCGGUAGAGGGAUCUUCACCAUUCUCGGAAUGGGACAAUUCUGCUCAUGGUCUGGAUGAGGCAGCAACCUUUGACUUCGCCGGCCUUAAUUUUGAGGACAUGGAUUUCGGACCUCAAACCUACUUCUCUUUUACGGAAUUACUAGCACCUGAUGAUGACGUUGAGUUUGGUGGAGUAGAUCCAUCAGGAGAUGCCUCAGGAGAUCUCAACAAUUCCUUUUCAAUUGUAGAUAACGAUAUCUUCAAUCAUGGUUCCGGUGAGCAACAUGAACCUGCAACGUCUAUUCCUAUGGUUGUGAACUGUCAAAUCUGUACAAACUCAGACCCCGUCCCCGAUCUCCUUUGCCAAGUGUGUGGACUUCAAAUACACAGUCAUUGUUCGCCCUGGGAUGAUGCUGCAUUGACUAUGGAAGAGCAAUGGUCAUGUGGUCGUUGCCGAGAGUGGCAAUAACUAGUUUCCGGUAUCUUGGAGGUUUUUGAGUUUUGUCGCUUCUAGUUUCUCGAGGUUCCAUUGGGCAAGAAGGAAGCUGGCCAAUUGAACAAACUACUAUGUAACAACAAAGAAGCAUAUGCUUGUAAAUCCACGUAAAUACUUAGGACCUGUUCUUGUUAAGCUGGACUGUCGAAGAUUCUCCGGUACGCUGGCCGACAUGCCUGAGGCUGUUCGUGGAAACAAUUAGCGUUCAGAGACUACGGGGGUUACCGGACUUGACAUUGAGCUUUAGAAUUCUCUACUAGAAAUGGCUUAGUUCUCUCUCUCCCCUCCUCUCGUCUCCAUUUUUCAAGAUUCCCAAAAUCUUUUCAUCAAAGUCAUCAUCUAACCAAUUUUCUUUCCUCCAACUCAAUUUUUUGGGAAUGUCUGGGAAUCAAAAUCAGCUUUAUUUAUGUGUAAGUGAGAUAAAAGCACGGUUUUAUGUGCUUUAUCUGUGAUUGAAUUGCCUGUACAAAUUGUGAUGGCCUUUACAACUAUCACUCUCAAAUUCAAAAGGCUUCUUGAUGAUAUCAAAAGCUUACACUUUCUUUCUA